GAUGCCUCCUGAGAUGAUGCCUCCUGAGAUGCCUCCUUCUGCUCAAGGUCCACCUGGAGGGCCUUCCUUUUAUGCCGGCCGGACGGACGGAUGGAGAGACAGAGGCCACCACUUCCUGGCCCGGCUUCGGAGAAGACGCCGCUCUCCACGUUCUCAACGUUCUCCAGGAAACCUGAGCUGAUGUCACGGAGCGAGUGACUCGGAAGAAGAAAGAGGAAGUCAAGGCAGGAAAAGCUGUUGGGUGCUAUUGCGGCAUGUCUUAAAGCAACGGUACGUCGAAUUUCCAAAGAACCGCUCUUGUAACACAGAGGAAUUUCCCUGUUUUGGCUCUGCAAAAUCCUCUGACCACGUCCUACGUCCCCGUCAUGAGGAAAUCCCACGCCGUGGCCUAUAAAAACCACAAGAAAAAGGAGAGAAGCCUCAGAUUCCACCGGAGAGGCUGCCGCAACAAUUUCUCCUCCUUUGCGCCGGAACCUGAACCAUGUCAUCCUCCUCCUCCUCCUCCUCUUCUUUGCUCCUGGCCUUGCCUGCCUUGGCCCUGCUGCUCGUGGUUGCCUUUCUCAGCAGUCCAGUCGCCUCCGCCCCACUGGGGUCGGACCCGCCAACGUCUUGCUGCUUCACGUACACGACGAGGAGGAUCCCGCGCAGCCACGUGGUCGACUACUACGACACCAACAGCCGCUGCUCCCAGCCCGGCGUUGUGUUCGUCACCCGGAAGGGCCGCGAGGUCUGCGCCAACCCGACAGAGCGAUGGGUUCAAGAGUUGGUCGAUGCGCUCGAGGUGGACUGAACUCGGAAGCCAGACUAAUUUAACACCAUCCGAGAUACUAAUUUAAUCCUAUUUAAUCCUGAUAUUUGAGAUUUUAUUUUUAUUAUUUUAGAUACUAUUUAAGAGUCCCCGUCCUCCUAAUAUUUGAGAUUUUAUUUUUAUUAUUUACUAUCUAAUCUAUAUUUAUGGCAAAAGAAGGGUUUUAUACUUAUUAAAAUCCAUCCAUAUAAUUAAUAAAAAGUGAGAAUGUGUUUGUAUCUGCCUAGGUGGUUAAUGGGAGUUGUAGUCCACCUGCCAGGAAAGAGUGUGGCGUGAUGGGAGUUGUAGUCCACCCACAAGCACAAUGUGAGUUGUAAUCCCACAAGAAAAGAGCACUGCAUGAUGGGAAUUAUAGUCCACCCACAAG
Anolis carolinensis (green anole) is the source of this 1175-nucleotide messenger RNA. RefSeq names its product C-C motif chemokine 4-like. Gene Ontology annotation, biological process: immune response. The coding region runs from base 482 to 790 and encodes 102 amino acids. Gene Ontology annotation, molecular function: chemokine activity. Gene Ontology annotation, cellular component: extracellular region. The record is from RefSeq and is a predicted model, not a curated record. NCBI's taxonomy places the organism in Eukaryota, Metazoa, Chordata, Lepidosauria, Squamata, Anolidae. The transcript has 4 exons.